AUGGUGUUCUCUCAAGCACCUAGAUCCCUCUCUCUCCCCAACCACAUACAAAAUAUCCGCGUAUUGUUUUUCGUUUCCCGAGCAAAAAUUAAUAUCCCUACGGUUACCCCGCUCACGUGCAAUCCGCGCGUGCCUGUGUGCGCAUGUGGUGCUGGUGGGUGCGCGCAGCGGGUGAAGGUGUACCGCCUGAACGACGACGGCAAGUGGGACGACAAGGGCACGGGCCACGUGUCCGUCGAGUAUCUCGAGCGGUCGGACGCGAUAGGGCUGGUGGUGAUCGACGAGGAGGACAACGCCACGCUGCUCGUGCACCGCAUCUCCACCGACGACAUUUACCAGCGCCAGGAAGACACGAUCAUCUCGUGGACGGACCCCGAGGUGGCCACUGACCUGGCGCUCAGCUUCCAGGAGAGCAUGGGCUGUGCUUAUAUCUGGGAUCAAAUCUGCAACGUGCAGCGCCAGAUCCAGCUGCCGUCCAUCCUGGCAACGGAGGUGGCCAAGGAGUCAUCGGAGCUGCCAGCAGUGGAGGCCCGCACACUGCCAGCCAUCGCCAAGCUAGUGACGGACGUGUCACCCUUCCACCGGGACCGAAUGGCGUCUCUCAUCCUCCGCGAGGGCUACGUGCAGCGGCUGGUGGCGCUGUUCAGGGCGAGUGAGGGAGCUCACGACACCCCUGCGCUGCACCACCUCUACCGCAUCUUCAAGGGCCUCGUGCUGCUGAACGACUCCCAGCUGUUGGAGCAGCUCUUUGCACCCGAUGCCAUCAUGGACGUCAUUGGCGCGCUUGAGUGUGAGUCACCAUGCCCACAUGUCAUGUCACAGCUGCCAACAUGGCCACGUACCAUGCCACAUGCUCCCCCCACCGCCUCCCACAUGCCUCACUUGCCCCGUGCACCUCAUACGUUCAGCAGCAUCAACUCGCUCAUUCUCUUCAAUAACGUCGAGGUGGUGACGACUCUCCACGGCAACAAGCCAUUCCUGGCGGACCUCUUUGCGCGCCUGCGCGCCACUGACCCCCACUCGCCGCAAUUCACCGACCUCGUGCGCUUUCUGCAGGAGUUCUGCUCGCUGCACAAGCACCUACAACUCGCCCAACGCACCUCCUUCUUCAGUGCGCUGAUAGCGCAGGGGCUGUUUGACGUCUGCACGCUCGUCAUGCAGCACCCGCUGCACUCCGUGCGCCUCUCCGGGAUCGACAUACUCAUGUCGCUCAUGGUACCUGACCCCGCCCCUCUGCGCACUUUCCUUGUGGAGCAGCCCAACCAUGCCCUGCUCUCCUGUCUGGUGCGCGGCAUGGUGGCAUGCAGGCAGGCGGAAGAAGGGCUGCACGCACAGCUGCUGGAGAUGCUGCGAGUGCUGCUGGACCCUGAUACCAUGGACGCGGCCGACAAGAGCAAAUUUCUGGACCUCUUUUACGAGGACUACCUUCAGCUGCUCAUCUCAGCCGUUGUUGCCGGCGCGAACACAUCUCAGCCAUCCACAUGCCCCCCUGCUGCCCGAGAUUUAACCGGGCUUACGAAGAAAAGGCGGGCGGCACAGGGGAGAGCAGAUGGGGUGGGGAGCAGAAGAGCAGGUGGAGAAGCUGGGAGGGGAGCAGGAGGCAAGGUUGGUGCAUCAGAAGCAGCAGAGAGGGGUGGAGCAGAAGGACGGGAAGCAGAGAGAGGGGGAGCGAGGGGAACCGGAGAGCUGGGGGGUGCAGAGGGCGAGGAGAGGCGGGGCGGAGAGGAGGGUGGUGGAGGGGGGAUCCAGGAGCCCCCUUCACCGGACGUGCUGACGAGCAUCUGUGACCUGCUGUGCUUCUGCGUGCAACACCACAGCUUCCGCAUGAAGUACUACGUGUUGCGCAACAGCGUGGCGGAGAAGGUGCUGCGGUUGACACAGCGGCGGGAGAAGUAUCUUUCCGUCGCCGCCAUCCGCUUCCUGCGCUGCUGUGUCGCGCUCAAGGACGACUUCUACGUGCGCUACCUGGUGAAGAACCGCCUGCUGGACCCGGUGAUGGCGGCCUUCCGUGCCAACGGGGCGCGCUACAACCUCCUCAACUCCGCCGUGCUUGAACUCAUUGACUUCGUCAGGAAGGAGAACGUGAGGCCGCUGGUGGCGUACAUAGUGGAGUCGUACGGCUCGUGGCUUGACUGCAUUGACUACGUUGACUCCUUCAAGCUCCUCCGACUCAAAUACGAACAGAACCUCGAGAAGCGGCCGCGUGGGUGCGUGGACUCAAGUGCAGCGCAGGCAGACUCCAGGGCGGACGGGAUGGGGGAGAGUGGCCGUGAACAGGGAGGGGAAGGCGGCGGGGUGCCAGAAGGGACAAGCACGGACAGGGCGGCAGAGGGAGGGGAGCCGGGGGCAAGUGGUAGAAAGCGCAGAUCUAUCGAGGGGAGGGGUGGGAGUGAGGGUGACAAAGCAGGAGUGGGGAAAAGGCAGGGGAGGAGGCAAUUGAGUGUGGAGGUGGGGGAAGGGGACGGGGAGGGCGUUGGGGAGGAGCAAGUGGACCAUGGGGGUGAUAGUCCUAAGGGCGGCGGUCCCAAGGGCAGCAAAGGCGGCAGUCCCAAGGGCGGCAGUCCCAAGGGCGGCAGUCCCAAGGGCGGCAGUCCCAAGGGCGGCAGUCCCAAGGGCGGCAGUCCCAAGGGCGGCAGUCCCAAGGGCGGGAGUCCCAAGGGCGGGAGUCCCAAGGGCGCCAGUCCCAAAAGCGGCAGUCCGAAGGGCGACCAGAGGAUGGGAGGUGUGAGGAGUGUUGGGGAUGCAGGCAAGAAGGCACUGAGCAUGAGAAAACGGUUCCUGCAGGUGCGCACACAGGAUAACGCCACUGAGGCACCGCUGGGGGAGGUGGUACCUGGGGGAGGGGCAGCCAAGGGAAGGGGAGGGGCGCUGGGAAGGGAGGAGCCGACUCUUGGUGUGUGCUCCCCUCGCCCUGUGCUCUGUGACCCGUGGCGGAGUGCGAGGGGGAAGGGGCGAGAGAGGGCAGGAAGUGCGGAGGGGGAUGAGGGAGAUGGUGGGGAUGGUGGUGAUGAUGGUGAGUGGGCUGUUAGGCUGGCCAUGGCAGAGGAGGAGGAGGAGAGGCGGCAGGCAGACGUGGGAGGUGGAGCGGAGGGGGUUGAUGCGGGUGAUGGGGGUGAUGGGGAUGAUAACAAGGGUGGAGGGAAUGACGGAACGAGGGGAGGUGAAUGUGUGGAGGGUGAGUGUGCCGGCAGUGAGGCAGCUGGAAGAUGUGGGGUCAGUGAUGCUUGUGGGAAGGGUGGUAGUAGGGAUGCAGACGAGGGAAAGGAGGGCAUGCUGGAUGAUGCUGGGAUGGGAGAGCAGGAGCAGGAGGCACACGGGGAGGAAGCAGGCAGUGGUGUUAUGAGUAGAGCAGAUGAGUCAGAUGCGGCAGAGGCACGGACAGCAGCGCCGGGAGGUGCACAAAAUGCAGCAAGAUCAGUGGUAGAGGCGUUGCGGUAG
This is a messenger RNA of Closterium sp. Yama58-4, 3438 nucleotides long. NCBI's taxonomy places the organism in Eukaryota, Viridiplantae, Streptophyta, Zygnematophyceae, Desmidiales, Closteriaceae. The record is from the annotation of a GenBank genome assembly.